Molecule: messenger RNA, 7042 nt
Organism: Magallana angulata
Lineage: Eukaryota; Metazoa; Mollusca; Bivalvia; Ostreida; Ostreidae
Product: alpha-mannosidase 2x-like
Exons: 22
Coding region: 137-3580 (1147 amino acids)
Biological process (GO): mannose metabolic process; N-glycan processing; protein deglycosylation
Cellular component (GO): Golgi membrane
Molecular function (GO): carbohydrate binding; alpha-mannosidase activity
Source: RefSeq, a predicted model, not a curated record
CUAACCCCAUACGUCAGCACCGUGUAUGGUUGUCGCCGACGCAACUUCCAACAAGUUUGUAGCAACUCAAGGAUAACAAGUUGUUGCGGGAGUCUCUGCAUCAGAAGCACGAGAUCUGCACGUGCUAUUACCCACUAUGAAGAAAUACAUGGUCGUUUGGGGCGCCACGUUUUUCGUGGUAGUUUGUGUCUCGCUCUAUCUGAUGAUGGAAUCCGUGUCCACAAACAUGGGGAAAUCUCAGGAGCUGGACGCUCGAUUGGUCGAGGACAAAAUUGCGAGGAUCCAGUCAGACAUCGUGAAGAACCAGCAGACCAUAAAAGAAAUCAAGAGCUAUGUUCGGUCAAUGAGUCACGGAGACUCGGCCGUUCUCGAGAAACUCCAGCGAGUUCUCGACCAACAGGAGGCCAGUCAGGGGGCGGAGCUACAGGGCGUUGUCAAGGGCAACCAGGUCAAACCUCAGGUGUAUCAGUCGGGGGGUGAGGUCAAGCUCAGCGGGGAUACGUGUAGUCUGGCUGAGGGCCCAAACCCAGAGAGUGACAUACAGAUGAUGAAGGUUUAUGAGGAGCUGAAGUUUGAGAAUCCUGACGGCGGGGCGUGGAAGCAGGGCUGGCGGGUGACGUAUCCCGAAGGGAAGUGGAACUCGGACAACCUUCUACAUGUGUUUGUCCUACCUCACAGCCACACUGACCCAGGUUGGGUAAAGAAGUAUAUGGACUACUAUACGCAGCAAACAAAGCCAAUCCUGGACAAUGUUCUCAACUUCCUGUCUGCGGACCCGCGUCGGAGAUUUAUUUAUGCAGAACUCUCCUUCUUCUCUCUGUGGUGGGAGUCGCUCAGUGAGAGCCGCAAAGAACAGGCCAGAAAGGUGCUUCGAAACGGACAGCUGGAGAUAGCGACAGGGGGGUGGGUGAUGAACGACGAAGCCAACACACACUACGCAGCAAUGGUGGACCAGCUUAUUGAGGGGAACCAGUAUAUUCAUGCUGUUUCAGGUUUCACUCCCCGUUCUGGCUGGGCUAUUGACCCUUUUGGACACACUCCCACCAUGGCCUAUCUGCUGAAUAGGUCAGGGGUCAAGGGGAUGUUGGUGCAGAGAGUUCACUAUGCCAUCAAAAAACACUUGGCAAGGAGCCAAAACCUGGAGUUUAUGUGGAGACAGCUCUGGGACAAGGACGGAAGCUCGGACACCCUGUGUCAUGUGAUGCCCUUUUACUCCUACGACGUUCCUCACACCUGUGGGCCGGACCCCAAGAUCUGCUGCCAGUUCGACUUUGCCCGGAUGUCCCCUGGUCGGUACAACUGUCCGUGGAGAGUUCCUCCCCAGGCCAUCACUGAGGGCAAUGUGGCUGACAGAGCUGCCAUGUUGAUUGAUCAAUACAAAAAGAAGGCCUCGCUGUACCGCAGUAACGCUCUGUUCAUACCGCUAGGCGACGACUUCAGAUACGACCAAGCGGAGGAAUGUGAGAGACAAUUCAACAACUACCAGAAAAUAUUUGACUACCUGGACAAAAACCCACAGUUAGGAGUGAAGGCCCAGUUUGGAACCCUGUCAGAGUACUUUGACAAGAUCCAUGAAUUGUCUGGAUCAGAGCCUGGUUCCCGUCCCCGGGAAUAUCCAGUUCUUACCGGGGACUUCUUCACGUACGCUGAUAAAGACGACCAUUACUGGUCUGGAUAUUUCACAUCCAGACCGUUCCAGAAACAGAUGGACCGCAACAUUGAGACCAACCUGAGAUCAGCAGAGAUCGCAUUCAGUCUCGCCGCAGUGUACCAGAGGAAGCACCGCCUCUCGGGAUUCCCCGAGGACCAGUUGAUGCGGCUACUUGUGGAGGCUCGUAGGAACCUAGGGCUUUUCCAGCACCACGAUGGCAUCACGGGAACUGCUAAGGAUUUUGUGGUGGUGGACUAUGGAGAAAGGCUACUGAAAGCUGAGAACAACUGUAAGACCAUCAUCACUGAGGCUGUGUCCUUCCUCUCCAUGGCAACCAAGAGCGAUUAUAAACAAAACAUCUUCUUUGACAUUGAUGAAAUCAGAAAGAACCACGACUCUCUGAUAACAAAGAACGUGAUUCAAGUCAGCGAUAAACCAAGCUCUGUUCUACUGUUCAACUCCCUCACCCACCCCAGACAGGAAGUAGUCACCCUCCAUGUCAGUGACCCCAAUAUUGAGGUCAAGGAUGCUAAGGGCAAGGUCAUAACCUCCCAGACUGACCCUUUCUGGAAGGAUUCCAAUGAGAUGUCUCAGGAUAGAUUUAAGCUGUCCUUUGUGACUGAGCUGCCCGCCCUGGGGAUCGUCAGAUAUCAGAUAUCACAGAGAAAGGACAGCUCCAGCAACAGUCUGGCCACGGUCACGUACUACCAUGGAGACGGACCCUCAUCUCAGUCUAAGUUUUCAGUAGAGAAGAAGGAGUCUUCAGAAUUCUCAAUAGACAACUCUUUCCUGGAGGCGAAAUUCUCCGGCUCCACCGGCCUACUUCAGAGUGUGACAGUGAAAUCCACAGGUGAAAAGCACAGGUCAGAGGUCAGUUUUCACACUUACGGGGCUCGGGGAGGUAAAGAACGAAGCGGGGCGUACCUGUUCCUACCUGAUGGAAAGGCCAAGCCCCUGUCUGUUGGACACCCAGUGAUACGGGUUGUGAGAGGACCGUUGGUGUCAGAAGUCUCUGUUUUCAUCAACCAUGUCCAACACGUGGUCAGACUUUACAAUUCUCCAGGUGUGGAUGGUAAGACAGUAGACAUGUUCAAUUUGGUGGAUAUUCAGAACGAGGUCAAUCUGGAACUAGCAGUGAAGAUCUCCACGGAUGUCCAGAACUCAGAGAGGGAAUUCUUCACCGACCUCAACGGAUUCCAGAUGAUAAAACACAAGGUGUUUGACAAGCUUCCAAUACAGGCCAAUGUUUAUCCAUUGCCAGCAAUGGCAUUCAUUGAGGACGACAAAACUCGCUUCAGCGUCCUGACGGCUCAAUCUCUGGGCGUGGCCAGUCUAAAAACAGGUGAGAUCCAGGUGAUGUUGGACCGCACACUGAACCAGGACGACAUGAGGGGCCUAGGUCAGGGGGUUAGGGACAACAAAGUGACCCCAAACAGGUUCAGGCUGCUGUUUGAGAGGAGAAGCACACCGCCAAUUAAAGCCAAGUUAUCAGGAUUUCCUUCUAUGUUUGCUCAUGUGGCAUAUCUACACUUAGUUCAUAAAAUCCAAAAGAUUCCACAAAAAAGCUCAAUAGAAGUACCACCAUUACUGUCCGAGAAUUCCUUCUUGUCAGUGCCACUUCCGUGUGAUGUGCACUUGUUGAACUUGAGAUCUCUACAGAAGAGCUAUGACGGGGACAUCAAAAGGGGAGACGACUCCGCCCUGCUGCUUCACAGGUUGGGGGUUGACUGUGGGAUACCAAGCUCAGGGUUACAGUGUAAAGACACACAGGGCAAGGUAAAAUUACGUGAUCUAUUCAAUGAUGCUCUGGGUGUGAAAGAAAUUCAAAGAACGUCCUUGACCUUGCUCCACGACAAAGGUCCCACUUCUCUUGACAGUGAUUUGACCUUGAGCCCUAUGGAAAUAUACAGUUUUAAGGUCAAAUGGUGAAUAUGUGAAUGUUUCUACUGAUACUUAAAUUAAGUUCAGGAUAAUUUGUGCGGUAGGUACUAGAGUGAGACCAAAGGAUUAAUGUAGUACAUGAUGUGUGGCUUGUAUAUGUGACGGAGAGAACGAAAUGUUAAAGACAAACCAACUAUAAUUGUUUAUUCAAUACUGUGAGGUAAUCAUUGUUUGAGGGGAUCCUUUGUCAGUGGAUCUUGGAAAUCACCAUUUAUUACAAGUUUGCAUUUGUGUAAUUUUGUUUUGUUACCACAGUGAUUAACUCAGACUGCAAUAUAACAAGUUACCCGUGUAUUGUCAAACAAUUUAAACAAUAAUUGUAUUAAUUGUUGGUUUGAUUAUUUUAAUCCAUGUUCAUAUCAAAUAUAUUUUACAAUUUUAAAGAUUUAUUCCCCUUUUUAGUUCACCUGAGCUGAAAGCUCAAGUGAGCUUUUCUGAUCACUUUUUUGUCCUGCUUGCAUCUAUCCGUCUGUCUGUCUCUCUGUCUGUCUCUCCGUCUUUAAAUUUUUUACAUUUUCGACUUCUUUUCCAUAACCACUGGCCCAAUUUCAACACAAUUUGGCACAAAGCAUACUUAGGUGAAGGGGAUUCAAGGUGUUUUUUUUUUAAGUGAAGGGUCACGUCAUCUUUAAAAGGGAAAUUUCUAAGAAUUAUAAACACUUGGUUUGAAUUUUCAAAAAAUCUUCUUAAAUACCAUUGACCAGAAAAGCUGUAUUUUGCAUGGAAGCAUUCUCAGGUAGGGUAGAUAUAGGUUUGUUCAAUUCAUGAUCCUAAGGGGUACAAUGGGGCCACAAUUGGGGUUGAAUUUUUACAAAGGAAUUUAUAGAGAAAAACAUUUAAAAAUCUUUUUAUCAAGAACUAAUUGAUCAGAAAAACUGUAACUUGUUUGGAAGCAUCCUCAGGUAGUGUAAAUUGAAGUUUGUUCAAACCAUGAUCCUAAGGGGUACAAUGGGGCCGCAAUUGGGGGUCAAAUUUUUACAAAGGAAUAUAUAGAGAAAAACAUUUAAAAGUCUGUUUAUGAAGAACCAAUUGAUCAGAAAAACUGUAACUUUUUUGGAAGCAUCCUUAGGUAGUGUAAUUUGAAGUUUGUUCAAACCACGAUCCUAAGGGGUACUAUGGGGCCGCAAUUGGGGGUCAAAUUUUUACAAAGGAAUAUAUAAAGAAAAACAAUCAAAAAUCUUUUUAUCAAGAACCAAUUGAUCAGAAAAACCGUAACUUGUUUGGAAGCAUCCUCAGGUAGUGUAAAUUGAAGUUUGUUCAAACCAUGAUCCUAAGGGGUACUAUGGGGCCGCAAUUGGGGGUCAAAUUUUUACAAAGGAAUAUAUAAAGAAAAACAUUCAAAAAUCUUUUUAUCAAGAACCAAUUGAUCAGAAAAACCGUAACUUGUUUGGAAGCAUCCUCAGGUAGUGUAAAUUGAAGUUUGUUCAAACCAUGAUCCUAAGGGCUACAAUGGGGAGUCAAAUUAUAGAUAGGAAUAUAUAGAGAAAAUAAUUAAAAAUCUUCUCAGAACCAAAUGGCCAGAAAAUAUGUAACCUGUGUGGAAGAAUCCUCGGAGGGGAGGGGUGUAAAUUCCAGUUUGUAGAAAACAUGAUCCCCGGGGGUAUGGUGGGGACACAGUUGGGGGUCGAAUUUUUACAUAGGAAUAUAUAGAGAAACAAAUUUGAAAAUCUUCUCAGAACCAAUUGGCCAGAAAAUCUGUACCUUGUGUGGAAGAAUCCUCGGAGGGGAGGGGUGUAAAUUCCAGUUUGUAGAAAACAUGAUCCCCGGGGGUAUGGUGGGGACACAGUUGGGGGUCGAAUUUUUAGAUAGGAAUAUAUAGAGAAAACAAUUUAAAAAUCUUCUCAGAACCAAUUGGCCAGAAAAUCUGUUCCUUGUGUGGAAGCAUCAUCAGGUAUUGUAGAUUGAAGUUUGUUCAAACCAUGAUCCCCGGUGGUACGGGGGGGGGGGGGGGGGGGUUGAAUUUUUGCAUGGGAAUAAAUAGAGAAAAUAUGUCAAUAUUCGUUGUCCUGAUAUUUUCGAUACUUCAUUAAGUUGAUUUUAUUAUAUCUAGUGUUGCUCAGGUGAGCGAUGUGGCCCAUGGGCCUCUUGUUAUUCAUAAAUAUUUAAGUAAUUGAUGAAUAAAUAAAAGCAUUCAUUAAUAUCAGGAUAGAAUAUAUUGUUAUAUAAACAAAAUGACUUAGAUAAUACAGGGAACUGUGCAAUAUCUCUUAGUAAAUUAGCCAGAGAAGUGGACUGACAACAUUCCUGUCAAAGGUGGAAUAACACACCUGAAAUAGGUCACUCAAGUUAACUGUAAGUUAUAUGAUUAUGAAAGAUAAAAUGAUAUAUAAACUGUAAACAUGUCAAAUUUAUAAACGAAAAAUUUGCAGUUUGGGGAUAAAAAAAUAAUAUCUAAAAAAUUCAAUUCAGUAAGUAACAACAAAAGCCCCUUCGGGAUUCCAACUCGGGAUGUACGGUUCACAAGCCAUAUACUUUAUCCACUCUGUCCACUGCAGUAAGUUGCCGUUGACGAAGUUCUAUUUAAUAAAACGAAAUGUCGUUUUGCUCAGAGGUCAGCCAUUUUGUGAUGAUGUGUUAUUCCACCUUAGGAUAAAGAUAUAACUAAUAUCAUAGCACAGUUAAUUUUGAUUAAUUGUCUCCUAGAUUAGUUGAUAUAGUUUAUUAGCCAGGGAAGUGAAAUGGAAACAUUUCUGUUUAAAAUAUAACUUAGUACUAUAGCAGAUAUAAGUUUUGACCCAUUGUCUCCUUGAUUAAGUUAACUAAACGUUUAACUUGUUUAAUUAAUUUUGUAUCCAAAUAUCCAACAAUGUUGACUUUACUAUGAAUGUGUUGACCAUUACAUCAACUUUUAACAUGUUUUUUUUUCUUUCAUAUUGAUAUUUAUUGUUAUGACAGUUGUUGAUGAUUACUAAAUGUACCUGGUAAUUAAAAUUAAGAUAUAUAAUGAAAUUUAACAGUUGUCUGUGUUGACUUUAACUGAACACUUAUCAUGGUUUCUCGUGUUCUUACUUAUAUUCGUGUUUUUAAAAACUUUUUUAUCAAUAACAAAUAUACACAAUACUUCAUUUAAGUUACUAUAGUAUUUCAUGCAAGCUUAUAAAUCAUGAUCACAUCAUAUUGAUAAACAUGUGCAUACUCAAAUGUUUUUCAUUAAAUAUUUUUUUUCAUUUUGGAUGGAUUGUUAAAGUAAGUUAUAUACUUAUACAACAAGUUGUUAUAUGUAUGUAAUGAUUGUAUAAAGAAAUGUACACCUAUACCACUGAUAUAUGUUGAGAGAAAGAAAGAGAUGUAAUAGGUUUUAUAUAGUAUAUGUAUUAAGAUAGAAAAUAAUGGUUCAUUUAUAUGUAGCUAAUUUAUAUUGAGGGAGAAAGGGAGCGAAUGUGUACGUGAUUUUAUUCGAUAAAUACAUCAUGUUAUAUAUCAUUUCAAGAAAAUAAAAACCUUAAUCUA